AACUUCGGUUUUCAUGAAACGUCAAAUAUCCCAUGAACUUAAAUGCCAUUGUACAACGCCGGUUAAAUAAGACACCUGCUAACCUUUUAUACAGUAUCGUGUCUAUAUAAGAAAACUGUCAUUUCAUCGAUAGGUUGAAUGCUUGCAGUUAGAAUGAGUAAUUUACGAAAAUUUAUAGAUAUCGGAGCCAAUUUGACAGAUCCUAUGUAUCAAGGAAUUUAUCAUGGAUCUCAGAAACAUCAGCCAGAUUUGGAUAAAGUUUUAGAACGAAGUUGGAGCAACAAUCUUUCAAAAAUUAUUAUUACUGCCGGUAAUAUAGAAGAGAGCAAAAAGGCCCUUGAAAUAGCACGAACAGAUGAACGUCUAUUUUCUACAGUUGGUUGUCACCCAACGCGUUGUAAUGAAUUUGAAGAAAGCGGUGACCCAGAAGGCUAUCUCAAAUCAUUGUCAGAUUUAGCUACAAACAAUAAAGACAAGAUUGUUGCUAUUGGUGAAAUGGGAUUAGAUUAUGAUAGAUUACAAUUUUGUUCCAAAGAUGUUCAAAAAAAGUAUUUUGAAAUGCAAUUAUCAUUGUGUUCUACAUUAAAGUUACCAAUGUUUUUACACUGCCGCAACGCUAGUGAUGAUUUUGUAAGAAUUUUAAGAAAACAUAAGGAGACAUUAACAGCUGGUGUUGUACACUCUUUUGAUGGCAAUCCAGAAGAGGCUAAUUCUAUUUUACAAAUGGGAUUGUAUAUUGGUAUUAAUGGAUGCUCUCUUAAGACCGAGGAAAAUCUGUUUGCUGUUACAACAAUUCCAUCAGAUAGGUUGAUGAUAGAAACUGAUUGUCCAUGGUGUGAAAUAAGGCCAACUCAUGCUUCUGUAAAAGAUGUUAUUACCCACUUUCCAUCCAUUAAAAAAGAAAAGUGGCAACCCGAUCGGAUGGUUAAAGGAAGAAAUGAACCAUGCACUAUAGUCCAAAUUUUAGAAGUACUCGCACGGAUCAGAGAUGAAGAAGAGGAAUAUUUAUGCAAUCAAAUAUACAAAAACACAAUGAAAGUUUUUUUUCCUCAUGAACUUUAACAUAUUAAUCGAGAAUGAAAUACUUGUAAUCAGCGUGUGUCUAGCAGUACACACUCGUACAUAUAAUCAGGGAAGAAAGCUGUGAGACUAUAUAUAAUGCGAAAAAGAAAAAUAAUUUCUACCAAAUUCAUUUCUCAGAAGGAAGAAAAUGAAAGACUCAUUUUUACAGAGCUUAAUGGAUGUGGCGAGCGUCAUACUCCAACGAUCUCUUUUCAUAUAAAAUAUUUUCUUGUUAAAAUUAUCAUUAUCACUAUAAUCAUCGCCAUUAGUUGCAUUACUAGCGCUAUUACAAUUAUAUUUAUAAUAAUAAUUAUUACCACACCUAUAUUUAUCAACAUUAUUCUACAACUCCUAUGAGCAUCACUAUUAUUCUUAUUACCAUCAACACAUAUUAAGCUAAUAUUUUAUAUUUAUAUGUAUAUAUAUAUUAUAAAAUUAACCAUACUCUCUACUCCUCCUUUAUUUUUAUAAAAAAAGAGAGCAAAAAAAUAUCUUUAUUUAAUACAUCCUUCAAUUCACACAUUAA
Osmia bicornis bicornis is the source of this 1588-nucleotide messenger RNA. RefSeq names its product putative deoxyribonuclease TATDN1. Gene Ontology annotation, molecular function: 3'-5'-DNA exonuclease activity. The transcript is spliced from 5 exons. The coding region runs from base 139 to 1062 and encodes 307 amino acids. Gene Ontology annotation, cellular component: cytosol. The record is from RefSeq and is a predicted model, not a curated record. NCBI's taxonomy places the organism in Eukaryota, Metazoa, Arthropoda, Insecta, Hymenoptera, Megachilidae.